AUGGAUACGAAGAUGGACGUUGACGUGGGAAAACCAGCGCAGCCUCAUGGCUUAUCUCCUGCCACUGACCCACAAUCAAUACCGACCCUCGAUGGUUGGAUCGAGAGCUUGAUGGACUGUAAACAGUUGGCGGAGAGUGACGUAUCAAGACUUUGCGACAGAGCCAGAGAAGUUCUCCAAGAAGAGUCAAACGUACAGCCAGUGAAAUGUCCUGUCACAGUCUGCGGCGACAUCCAUGGUCAGUUCCACGACUUGAUGGAACUCUUUCGCAUCGGGGGUCCCAACCCGGAUACGAACUACCUCUUUAUGGGAGACUAUGUAGAUCGUGGUUAUUACUCCGUCGAGACCGUGACCCUUCUUGUCGCGCUCAAAAUCCGAUACCCUGCCCGCAUCACCAUUCUCCGCGGAAACCAUGAGUCCAGGCAGAUCACCCAGGUCUACGGUUUCUACGAUGAAUGCCUGCGGAAAUAUGGCAACGCCAACGUCUGGAAAUACUUCACCGAUCUCUUCGAUUACCUGCCCCUUACCGCUCUGAUCGACAACCAGAUCUUCUGCCUGCAUGGCGGGCUUUCUCCCAGUAUUGACACCCUCGACAACAUCCGAUCACUUGACCGAAUCCAAGAAGUUCCUCAUGAAGGUCCCAUGUGUGAUCUUCUGUGGAGCGAUCCUGAUGACCGAUGCGGAUGGGGCAUCAGUCCUAGAGGAGCUGGAUACACAUUUGGGCAAGACAUCUCAGAAGCGUUCAACCAUAACAAUGGCUUGACGCUGGUUGCCAGAGCUCAUCAAUUGGUCAUGGAGGGCUACAACUGGAGUCAGGAUCGCAAUGUGGUGACGAUUUUCAGCGCUCCCAAUUACUGCUACAGAUGUGGUAAUCAAGCUGCCAUCAUGGAGAUCGAUGAGCAUCUGAAGUAUACCUUCUUGCAAUUUGAUCCAUGUCCCCGAGCUGGCGAGCCAAUGGUCAGUCGAAGAACACCAGACUAUUUCCUCUAA
Fonsecaea pedrosoi CBS 271.37 is the source of this 990-nucleotide messenger RNA. RefSeq names its product serine/threonine-protein phosphatase PP2A catalytic subunit. Gene Ontology annotation, molecular function: protein serine/threonine phosphatase activity. The coding region runs from base 1 to 990 and encodes 329 amino acids. The transcript has 5 exons. Gene Ontology annotation, biological process: peptidyl-serine dephosphorylation; mitotic cell cycle. Gene Ontology annotation, cellular component: cytosol. Lineage: Eukaryota; Fungi; Ascomycota; Eurotiomycetes; Chaetothyriales; Herpotrichiellaceae. The record is from RefSeq and is a predicted model, not a curated record.